CUCUUCAUUUGUACCUUCUACGCAGCCUCUUUGUUUUCAUUUCUUACAGUUUUGCACGGGAGAUCUUUGUGACUGGCCAAGAUGAAUGUCAUCGAAUGGGCAUUCGGAAAGCGCAUGACACCAGCAGAGCGCCUGCGCAAACAUCAAAGGGCUCUUGACCGGACACAGCGCGAAUUGGACCGGGAGAGAACCAAGCUGGAAAAUCAGGAAAAGAAGCUGGUGCAAGACAUCAAGAAGAGCGCCAAGAAUGGUCAGAUUGGAGCCUGCAAGAUCCAGGCCAAAGACCUGGUCAGGACGAGACGGUACAUCCAGAAAUUCUAUCAAAUGCGAACGCAACUUCAAGCGAUUUCCCUCCGCAUUCAGACCGUUCGCAGCAACGAACAGAUGAUGCAAUCAAUGAAAGGCGCCACAAUGCUAUUGGGUAGUAUGAACCGACAAAUGAACCUUCCCGCGCUGCAACGAAUCGCUAUGGAAUUUGAACGAGAAAAUGAUAUUAUGGAUCAGCGACAAGAAAUGAUGGAUGACGCGAUUGACGAAGCAACUGGAAUGGAGGGUGAGGACGAAGAUAGCGAAGAUAUUGUCAAGGAAGUCUUGGAUGAAAUAGGUGUAGAUCUCAGCCAGGCGCUGGGUGAGACGCCAACCGACAUACAGAAGACUGCCGUCGGCGAGACUCGAGUUGCCCAACCAGUUGGUGCUGGGGGGAGCUCAGCCGAUGACGAUCUACAAGCCAGGCUGGACAGCCUUCGACGGUGAUCAUGAGCUCUAUUUGUUCCUUUAUUAUAUUUUCUGUCCUUCAAGCCUCACUUUCAUCCAUAACGGGUUUACUCUUUGCAUCGAUUACGACGCCACUUCUUUAUGUCAGGUUAAUGUGAUACACUCGGCAAUCCAGCCAGUUCGCCACAUCAACCCAAAGGAAGGCGAAGCUGGCUUUGGAUAUGAGUGCUUCGGUGCUACAGGCUCUAAGGGCUUUCACGCAUUGUAGUAACGUGAACUUCAGGCUAAUCCAUACCUACUCAUCAAUCAUACCCUAUACCUAUAUUCUCAUUGUUAAUCCUAAUGACAAUGAUCC
Messenger RNA from Aspergillus nomiae NRRL 13137, 1069 nucleotides. Its product is annotated as ESCRT-III subunit protein DID4. Gene Ontology annotation, biological process: late endosome to vacuole transport; endosome transport via multivesicular body sorting pathway; protein transport. The transcript has 5 exons. Gene Ontology annotation, cellular component: ESCRT III complex; multivesicular body. The annotation marks the transcript as partial. NCBI's taxonomy places the organism in Eukaryota, Fungi, Ascomycota, Eurotiomycetes, Eurotiales, Aspergillaceae. The record is from RefSeq and is a predicted model, not a curated record.